AUGCACUCACCAACUCUCAUUAUUCCUCAGCAGUCUACUAGCCUUUCUGGUUUUGAUCAAUCGCAUCCAAAGAUACCGCAUUAUCCCCCAACUCCCAUCCUUCAAGUGCCCUUCAACACAGCGGCUAUGCAGGGCGAUCAGCGCCAGCAGAUUUGUCAGGGCACUAGCAUUAUCCCGGCUGGAGCCAUUCUAUUUACCCACACCCCUGUGAUCAUUCCUAACAACGGAAUGGGCAGCCUGAACUCAAUCGAAGUCAUCUACGCCCCUCCUCCUCCACCACCUCAGGCUAUGUCCCACAUCCACAUGCAGGAUCCCCUUCAAAAGCAAGCCUCUCCUCUUCUUCGGGAGUCGAUUAACAUGGCUUUGAAGCAGAACGAAUAUGCUUCACGGCUUAGAGAAAUAGUUCAGCAUAAGAUUCAGGUGGCCAAGCAACAGGAAGAACUACGACGGAGUGAAACCUGCUCGUCUUUGUUUCCGCAAGAACAUUGCAUGAGCCAGAGGCCUAAUAGCACCCAAAUUAGUCUCUGGCAAAGGCUCAUGGGACACAACGGCUCCACGACUGAAAAUAAUACCAAUUUGGAGGGCUCGGAUCAGCAGGUACGUGAUGCGUCCCCCUACUCCAGCAACAUUAAUCACAAGGAACAGUCAAGUACCAUGCAAGCUUUACAAGAAGGACAACUUUUUUCCGCUCCGGAAUCGUCCAGCCUCUUUCAGCGCUGGCCUCCUCGUGUAGACGCCAGCUACUCCCAACCCUUUCAACCAGAUGGCUGCGCACAUAAAAACACGACCAUUAACCACCUUAAUUGUAGUGUCUCCAAUCAAUUUAAAAGCCUGGAUUUUUCUAGCGAUCAAAAUAAACUGUCAGAUAAUGCCAAGGCGAGCUACCUGGGAGGGCAGGACACUGCUUCGAAUCCGAUUAAUGGCGCGUCUGCCAGCGGAGACACAACUGCCCGACGUUUAUCAUGA
Messenger RNA from Mesocestoides corti, 966 nucleotides. The record is from the annotation of a GenBank genome assembly. Lineage: Eukaryota; Metazoa; Platyhelminthes; Cestoda; Cyclophyllidea; Mesocestoididae.